AUGACCAAAUCCCAAUUCCGACAGGAGCCGGUCGCCGUCAUCGGCUUCGCCUGUCGUCUUCCCGGAGGCAACCACAGUCCCCAGAAGCUCUGGGACUUUCUAGAACGAGGAGAGAUCGCCUCGAACCAAGUCCCCAAGACUCGCUUCAACAUCGAUGGGCACUAUGACGGCUCCCAUAAACCCGGAACCAUGCGUCCCAAGGGUGGCAUGUUUAUUGGCGACGUGGACCUGGCGGACUUUGAUGCCUCGUUCUUCGAGAUCGGUGGCACGGAAGCGAUUGCCAUGGAUCCCAACCAGCGGCAGAUGUUAGAAGUGGUGUAUGAAGGACUGGAGAAUGCUGGUAUUCCCUUGGAACAGAUCGAUGGGAAACCGGUAGCGUGUUUCGUGGCGUCGUAUGCUUCUGACUACGGCGACAUGCAAAACCGAGAUGCGGAAGAUCGGCCGGCCAACUGCGCCAUUGGAGUCGGACGGUCCAUCAUGGCCAACCGUCUCAGCUACUUUCUCAACGUCAAAGGCCCCAGCGUGACCAUUGACACAGCCUGUUCCGGCAGUCUGGUCGGACUCGACUUGGCCUGUCGCUCCGUGCAGUCUGGGGAGGUCGAUACGGCCAUUGUGGCUGCCAGUAACUUCUACCUCAACCCGGAUCAUGUCAUGGAUGCCGGGAAUGUCGGCCAGGCACAUUCGCCCACCGCACUGUGUCAUACCUUCGAUGCCGAUGCCGACGGAUACGUCAAGGCCGAGGCGGUUAGCUGUGUGAUCAUUAAGAGACUCUCCGAGGCGGUCCGCGAUCGGGAUCCUAUUCGAGCCAUUGUGAGGGGAACGGCAUCGAACAGUAACGGACGCACCGGCGGCAUCGCCAGUCCCAGCUCCGAAGCCCAGGCGGCCGCAAUCCGGGCUGCGUACGCCAAUGCAGGGAUCGAAAACUUCCACGAGACCGCGUAUCUCGAAUGCCACGGCACGGGCACUCAAGCGGGCGAUCCUACGGAAGUGCGGGGAGCUGGAUCGGUGUUUGCUGCCACCCGGACGACCGAGAAUCCGCUGUUCAUCGGUUCCAUCAAGAGUAACAUCGGACAUUCAGAGCCCGCGGCAGGAAAUUCCGCGUUGCUCAAGGUCAUCUUGUCGAUCGAACAUGGCAUGAUCCCGGGGACGCCCCUGUUCAUCAAGCCCAGCCCGAAGAUUGACUUCCACGGCACCAAAACGGUAGCCUUUCGUACGGCCAUUCCCUGGCCCGACCAGGGCUAUCCCCUGCGACGCGCCAGUAUCAACUCCUUUGGCUACGGCGGCUCCAACGCGCACGCCAUCAUCGAACAGCCACACGUCGACAUGCGCGAAUUCCACGUGUCAUCCUACAAGUCAGGGGGUGAUCAGGACCCUUUCCUCGAUGAAGACGAGUUGACCGACCGACCCUACACCCUCGUGGUAUCUGCCAACGACGCGCAUUCCCUGAAAGAGAACAUUCGCGCGCUCAGCAACCAUCUCAUCAAUCCGCGGGUCAGCGUGAAGCUACCGGAUCUCGCGGCGACAUUAUCCCAGCGUCGAUCGCGGCUCUGGCACCGGGCCUUCCUGACCACCCGAACCACGCAGAUUGAUGAAAAGGACUUCACUGUUGGCAAGAACCGGGGCCAACCGCCCAAGAUCGCCUUUGUGUUCACCGGACAGGGCGCGCAGUGGCCGCAGAUGGGCAAAGAGCUGGUGCAGUUCUUCCCUUGGACGCGGGCCAUUCUCGACGAAUUGGACCAGGCCUUGCAAUCCCAACCGGACCCUCCGGAAUGGUCCCUCGUGUCCGAGCUCACGGAGCCCCGGUCCGCCGAGCAUCUCCGCCAGCCGGAGUUCUCGCAGCCCCUUGUCACGGCGCUGCAACUGUGCAUCCUGGCCGUGCUGGCGUCCUGGGGUGUGAACCCCAGCAGCGUGGUCGGCCACUCAUCCGGAGAGAUUGCGGCCGCCUAUGCUGCAGGCUAUCUUGACCGCGCGAGUGCCAUCAAGGCGGCGUUUUAUCGGGGUCGGGCAGCCGUGAACAGCAAGGCCAAUGCCCGGGUGGACUCGGAUGUUGGCAUGCUCGCCGUGGGUCUGGAUCCGGACUCCGCUCUACAAUACGUGCAAAACUACCGUGGCAGCGCGUGGAUCGCCUGCUUCAACAGUCCGAAUAGCGUCACCGUGUCCGGCAAGAAGCCGGCUCUGGCCGCUCUGGCCGAGGAGAUCAAAGCCGCGGGCCAUUUCGCGAGAGCCUUGCAGGUGGACUUGGCUUACCACUCGGAGCUCAUGGGUCCGAUUGGCGAGGAAUACGAUCGGCUGUUGAACGAGGAUCCCAAGUUUCAACCCCAGAAUGAUGCCUCGUCGCCGGUCCGGAUGUUCUCGUCCGUCACUGGCGAGGUGAAAGAUACCCCCGCCGAUGCCCUCUACUGGAAGACCAACAUGGUGUCGCCGGUGCGAUUUGCCGAGGCCUUGACGGCGCUCGUCACCCAGGACUCCCCCAGCAUGAUCAUCGAGAUCGGUCCGUCCGGGGCGCUCGCGGGACCGGUUUCCCAGGUGCUGAAAUCGGUGCCCCUGGGCGGAGACGUUCAGUACUGCGCGGCCUGGGCGAGAGGGAUCAAUUCCGGAAAGGCGCUGUUCGACGUGGCUGGACAGCUCUUCACCACCGGGGCCCCAAUUGAUCUGUCACGGGUGAAUCAAUAUGAUACCACGGCCGUCCGAACCAUCGUCGACCUGCCCAACUACUCGUGGAACCACACGGUGAAAUACUGGCAUGAGAAUGCCGCGAGUCGCGAUUGGCGCUACAAGCAGUUCAUCACGCACGAUCUCCUCGGAUCCAAGAUCCCCGGCACCGCCUGGGAGUCACCCACCUGGCGUAAACACCUCCAUCUGGCGGAUGUGCCGUGGCUGCGCGACCACAAGAUGGGCCCGGAUGUGCUGGUGCCCGGGGCCGGCCUCGCCACGAUGGCCCUGGAAGCCAUGUAUCAGAAACACUGUGCCCUGCACCCCGACCAAGCGGUGGGAUCGCCCAACGAGCUGGCCUAUCGAUUCCGGAACGUCAAGUUCGAUCGCGCCGUCGUCGUCGAGGAGAACAAGCCCACCACCCUCCUCCUCACCCUGACUCCAGUGCCCGGGAGCAAGGACUGGCAUGAGUUUCGCAUUCGGACCACCGCGGCGGGGGUGAUCUACGAGCACUGCUCGGGGUUGAUCCGGGUGCAGGAUCCGAUUGGCGAUGAGGAAGCACUCCAGGGCGAGGAUCUCGCCCCGUUGAAGCAUCCCCAGUCGGCCAAGCUGUGGUACAAGGCGCAGCGCGAGGUGGGGAUGGGAUUCGGUCCGACCUUCCAGACCAUCAAGAGCAUCGAAUCCGUCAGUGGCAGUCGGACGUGUCGGACGUUGGUGUCCUUGGAACCGCCCGCCUCGAAAUGGGAUCCGCAGUCGUAUUAUCCCUUUCAUCCGGCCAUCCUGGACGGCUGCUUGCAGACCGCGACGCCGGCCAAUGCGGCGGGGGAACGGAGUUUGGUGAAAGACACGAUGAUCCCGGCUCUGGUCGAUGAUAUGGUCGUCAACCGGAUUCCCAAGGACCUCGUCGAGGGAUUGUCCGUCGCCGAGUCGGUCUACACCGGUCGUGGCCGUCGGGAGGUGGCCAAAAGCUGGAUCGCUAAUAUUGCCAUCCAUCACCCCGAGACGGGGGCGCUGCUGCUACGGGUCCGAGGGCUGAACUAUAUCCGACUGGAUGUGGACGAGAAGCCGGAUGCGCAUGUGUUUACCACGACGACGUGGACGCCGGAUAUCUCGCUGCUGACGCCGGACCAGCUGAUGUAUCUGCAGCCCACGGACGCCGCGUCGACCCGUCUCGACCGGGUGAUCGACCUGAUUGCGCAGAAGAAGCCGCUCCUCCAGGUGCUGGAGAUCAACGUCGACGAGACGGAUGCCUCGACGCGGUGGUUCCAGGGCGACGAGCACGCCCGAGCAGCCUAUGCCCUAUAUCACCUCGCGUCCCCGUCGGCCAACACCAUCCUCGAGUGGAAAACCGCCCAUCAGACCAAACGCAACACCGACUGUCACGUCCUUGAUCUCGCUGCCCCAGGGCUCGGCUUACCGACCACCGACCCGACCUACGACCUGGUCAUCCUCAAACCCGGCCCCCAAUCCGACGACCCGACGACCAUCGAGAGCAUCAGCGAACGUCUCCAACCCCUCCUCCGUCCAGGCGCAUACGUUCUCCUGAUCCCUCAAUUCACCCCCCUUCACCCAAUCGAUGACCUGAUCCCAUCAUCCCCCGGGGCCAUCUCGCCCGACGACCCCCUCUCCCGCUCCGGAUCCCACACCCCAUCCGGCGACUCCUCCGCCACCUCCAUCGACUUGACCCUCUCCCCGGGAAAUGCCUGGAAAUCCCUCGGGAAGCUCCACGGCCUCUCCCAAUUCCCAUCCAUCCUCCAGAUCCCCGCAGAGCCGGGCCACGCCACAGCCUUCCUCUGCCGCACGACCAACCCCACCCCCUCCACCCCGGGAGCCCACCCCCCAACCCUCAUCAUCGCCCGAUUUCAUCCCGACACCCCAGCCCUCCCAUCUACGCUGCACAACCUCCUCACCACCUCCGGCUGGAGCAUCCGCACCGUCCCCAUCACCACCCUAGCCGCCGAGGCCCCCACCACCGACCCCACGGCCGUGAUCCUCAUCCUCGACGAGCUCUCCAAGCCCGUCCUCACCCAGAUCACCGAACCCCACUGGGACUCCCUCAAAACGGUGAUCAGCACCGGCCGGCCCCUCCUCUGGGUCACCAAGGGGUCUCAAACGACCCAAGUCACCGACCCAGACACCGCUCUCGUCCACGGCCUCUUCCGCGUCAUCCGUCGGGAGGAUCCCCAGGUCCAAUUGACCACGCUGGAUGUGCAAUCCGCGACGAGCCCGGCCACGGGACAGGCCAUUGAGCGGAUCCUACAGAGGUUGAUGGCGGGGAUGGAUCCCGAUCUGGAGACCGAGUACGCGGAACGGGACGGGGUGGUGCUCCUGCCGCGGUUGCGGCCGGAGCCGGCAGUGAAUGAGUUCAAGGCGGCGGAGAGGGGGGGCCGGGGAUGGGAGCCCGUGGUGAAGAGUCUGCAUGGGACGAAGGCGCAGGUACGGAUUCAGGCCGAGAAGGUGGGCACGUUGCAGAGUUUGAGGUGGUGUGAGACGGCCGUGGGGGAGGUGGCCAUGGAGCCGGGCAUGGUGGAGAUCGAGGUGAUGGCCGUGGGGGUGAAUUUUAAGGAUGUCGCCACCACCAUGGGCAUCGUGCCCGAAAACGAACACACCAUCGGCUGCGAAUGCGCCGGCUACAUCAAGCGCAUCGCCCCCGGACUCACCACGCCCUUCCAGGUGGGCGAUCGUGUCGUCGCCAUGCGCAGUGGCACGUACGUCAAUCGCGUGCAAUGUCCGCACGAGCGCGUUCAUCGGAUCCCCGACACGAUGAGCUACGAAGACGCCGCCACCAUCCCCUUGGUCUAUCUCACCGCCAUCUACGCCCUCUACCACCUGGGGAAUCUCCAACCGGGUCAAUCCGUGUUAAUCCACUCCGCGGCUGGCGGGGUCGGACUGGCCGCGAUCCAACUCGCGCAGCACAAGCACUGCGACAUCUUCGUGACCGUCGGCACGGACGCCAAGCGCGAGUUUCUGUCCCGUACCUUUGGGAUCCCGCGGACCCGGAUCUUCAGUUCCCGGAGCGGGCGCUUCGCCGAGGAGAUUCGUCGGGAGACCCACGGCCGCGGGGUGGAUGUCAUCUUGAACUCGUUGACCGGGGAGUUGCUGGAUGAGUCGUGGCGGUUGACUGCGGACGGCGGUGUCAUGGUGGAGAUUGGGAAGCGGGAUAUCGUCGAUCGGAAUCGUCUGGCCAUGGAGCCGUUCGAUCGGAAUUGUUCCUUCCGGGCCGUCGAUCUCUCGUAUACCAAGGAGAUCAGCGACGCGUUGAUCGGACAGCUACUACGGGAGAUCUUCGAGCUGGUGAAUGCGGGACAUAUUGGGCCCAUUCGGCCCAUCACCCGGUAUCCCUUUGACGAGGUCAUCCCGGCGCUGUCGUAUAUGCGUCGCGGGCAACAUAUGGGGAAGAUCGUCAUUGCGAAUCCGGACGCCGAGGAUGUGCAGUUGCCCAUUCGUCCGGCUCUUCCGACUCUGCAGCUCGAUCCGAACGCCGCGUAUCUCAUUGUCGGCGGGCUCCGCGGCCUGUGUGGGAGUCUGGCGGUGCAUCUGGCCCGGCAUGGCGCGCGACAGGUCAUUGCCAUGAGUCGCAGUGGGAUUGACGAUGAGGCGUCGGCCCGGGUGAUCGCCAAUUGCGCGGCCUAUGGGUGUCGCAUCACCGAGGCGAAGGGCGAUGCGGCGGACUUGGACUUUGUGCGAGGGGUGUUUCGCUCUGUGCAGCCGCGGCGCAUCGCGGGGUUGAUUCAGGGCGCGAUGGUCUUAAGAGACAAACCCUACGAAACCAUGACCCACGACGAGUACACCACCACCCUCCCCCCCAAACACCACGCGACCUGGACGCUCCACCGCGCAUCCCAAACCGAACAACCGACCCACCCGCUCGACUUCUUCACCCUCCUCUCCAGCAUCUCCAGCAUCGUCGGCAACAAAGGCCAAGCCAACUACGCAGCCGGCAACGCCUUUCUCGACGCCUUCGCCCACUACCGACGCGGUCAGGGUCUGCGCGCGCAGACGGUCAAUCUGGGGAUGAUUGAGGAUGUGGGGUACGUGGCGGAACAGGGGGGGAAACUGGAAGCGCGGUUUGAUCCGCGGCAGUGGACGCCGGUGAAUGAGGAUAUGUUGAGACGGAUUGUGUCGUAUUCGAUUUUGGUGCAGACGCCGGGGGGGAUCAGUGGGGGUGUGAAUCCGGCGCAACUGGUGACGGGGUUGGCGUGUCCGUUGGGGAGUGGGUCGGAGUUGGGGGGGGAGGCUCGGUUUGGGUAUUUGGUUCGGAGGGGGGGUGGUGGUGGUCCGGGGGAUGAGGAUGAGGAGGUAGGGGGGGAUGGCAAUGAUGAUGCCACGGCAGCGGCAGUCAAAGGGUUCCAGAUGUUGUAUGCGUCGCGUGCGGAUGCCGGGGUCUUGAGCAAGGCGGCGGUCGGAUUGCUGCAGUUGCAGGUGACGAGGAUUCUGCGCCUCGAGACGGAGAUGGAGCCCGGGAAACCGUUGAUGGCGUAUGGGUUGGAUUCGUUGUCGGCGGUGGAAUUGCGCGGGUGGGUGCGGCAGAAGACCGGGGCGGAGUUGAGUACGCUGGAUAUUACGAAUGCGAGUUCGUUGGUGGCGUUGGGGGAGAAGUUGGUGGCGAAGAUGCCGGUCGUGGGGUAGAUAGAUAGUGUGCAGUGGGUAAGACCCAGGUCAGGUCGGCAUAGUGGGAUGUCAUGCGGAAUUGAUUACACAAUGGUGUGUUCGAUGUGAA
This is a messenger RNA of Aspergillus ibericus CBS 121593, 7372 nucleotides long. RefSeq names its product polyketide synthase fmaB (gene fma-PKS). The transcript has 6 exons. Gene Ontology annotation, biological process: secondary metabolite biosynthetic process; fatty acid biosynthetic process. Lineage: Eukaryota; Fungi; Ascomycota; Eurotiomycetes; Eurotiales; Aspergillaceae. The record is from RefSeq and is a predicted model, not a curated record. Gene Ontology annotation, molecular function: phosphopantetheine binding; fatty acid synthase activity; oxidoreductase activity. Bases 1 to 7281 code for a protein of 2426 amino acids.